Amoebophrya sp. A25 is the source of this 995-nucleotide messenger RNA. The record is from the annotation of a GenBank genome assembly. Lineage: Eukaryota; Dinophyceae; Syndiniales; Amoebophryaceae.
AGAGGAAAAUAGAAGUGAACAAAAAAAACAGCACUGGUAGUCGGUUGUCCCUUGAUGAGUAGGGUACAACAUCGUCAUUGAGUACUUUUUUAGAGCCCUAUUUUCCACAAGAAGAAAAAUGCGCAUUUUCGGCAACGUAGCGGCAAAAGCCCGCGGCGUUCCUGCCGCUGUGGCGCAAAGCGGGUCUCCUCGACAUAAUCACGUGGCCCCCGGUCGCAACACGACACGUCUAGAGGAUUUCCGGCAAGCGAAUGGGGGUAUUCCUUUCGAGAGAAUUUCAAGCUAAACUGCCUAUAUUAAAAUUUACAUAUGUAGAUCAUGAUAGAAGACUCAUCAUCAUGACCACAUGAUUCUCAUCGUCAACAAUAAUUUUUUGUCAUUUCAGAGCACGAACAACUCGACGAUGCCAAUGUUGUGCAGCAGGAUCAUACCUACGGGGGUUAUCCGGGACAGGCCCAACUAACCGGUCAAGAGCGCCUGCCAAAUACGUGGGAGGGAAAUUAUGCUCCUCAUCUCUCGCAAUCUCAACAGCACUAUAAAUCUCAACAGCACUUCAACAGCAAAGGCUUCGCGUUUCACAACUCCUCUACUCCACCAGCAGCUACUAGUGCAGCAACUUCUCCUUCACUUCUUUUUCCACCUUCCUAUUCGUAUUAUCAUGGCGGUCCGACUCCGACGACUGCAGCGACUCCAAUGCCAGUACCUGUGCCCCCCCCUCCACCGCUGUUUCGGACUCAAGUAGACUCUGCACAAGACCGCAUACAUCCACAAGACCGCGUACAUGAUCAUGGAGCCAGCAGCUCCUCUACCUUCUCCAGUCAUGCUCAAUCUUUUGCUGCGCAUCAUAAUUCUCAAGCUCAAUCUUUUGCUGCGCAUCAUAAUUCUCAAGCUCAAUCUUUUGCUGCGCAUCAUAAUCCUCAUCAAGGUCAAUCUUUUGCUGCGCAUCACCAAAAUUCAGUGGUCAGAGAGACAGCUGCACCUCCUUGUCCUACUAG